AUGGCACACAUCACAAACCUUCCCAUGACGCCACUGAUGCCCAGCACUUCCUCAAACGACAUCAAAGAAAUCGCGUUUAAGACUGCUCCUUCAGCUUCCAAGGUUGAAAUCAAGCGCUUCCUAGAAACCUUCUACGGCUUCGAGGUCGAAAAGGUGCGAACUUUGAACAUGAAGGGCAAGAAGAAGCGUUACGCGGGAUCGUUGGUCGCAAAACCCGAUUACAAGAAGGCCUACGUCACCCUCAAGAAACCACUUUCGUUCUCUCAGGAUCCUUACCACUUUCGUUCUACCGUAGAAGACAAGAAGAAAGAGAAGAUGUUGACCACUCACUGCUAG
This is a messenger RNA of Glycine soja, 336 nucleotides long. RefSeq names its product 50S ribosomal protein L23-like. The transcript has a single exon. Gene Ontology annotation, molecular function: structural constituent of ribosome. Gene Ontology annotation, biological process: mitochondrial translation. Gene Ontology annotation, cellular component: ribosome; mitochondrial large ribosomal subunit. NCBI's taxonomy places the organism in Eukaryota, Viridiplantae, Streptophyta, Magnoliopsida, Fabales, Fabaceae. Bases 1 to 336 code for a protein of 111 amino acids. The record is from RefSeq and is a predicted model, not a curated record.